Messenger RNA from Pipistrellus kuhlii (Kuhl's pipistrelle), 2869 nucleotides. RefSeq names its product DALR anticodon binding domain containing 3 (gene DALRD3). Bases 1 to 1716 code for a protein of 571 amino acids. The transcript has 10 exons. Gene Ontology annotation, molecular function: tRNA binding; ATP binding; arginine-tRNA ligase activity. Gene Ontology annotation, biological process: arginyl-tRNA aminoacylation; tRNA C3-cytosine methylation. The record is from RefSeq and is a predicted model, not a curated record. Lineage: Eukaryota; Metazoa; Chordata; Mammalia; Chiroptera; Vespertilionidae.
AUGGCGACGGGGCGCCUCGGGCUGGAGGAGACCCUGGGGGCCCUCAACGCGGCCCUGGGCCCGGGCGGCCCCGUGUGGUUCAGGGAGACGCGCGCCCGCCACCUGCGCGCCCGCGACUUCCUGGCGCCGCGGCAGGCGCUGCGGGCGCGCUUCGGGGACGGGCAGGUGCCCGAGCGCGUGCUCCGUGCCCUGGCGGACCUGCAGGGCCCCGGCGUGGCCCCGGUGCUGCGCUGCGAGCCGACCCCCGCGGGGCUGGCGCUCCGGCUGCAGCGCGCGGCCGUCUUCGAGCGGGUGCUCGGGGCCGUGGGCGCCUACGCCGCGCCCGCCCGGCCCGCCGCCGGGGCCCCGCGCGUCCUGCUGCACUGCCCCGCGCUGCGCGCCGCCCCCCGCGCGCUCCGCCUGGGCCAGCUGCGGGCCGUGCUCGUGGCCGACCACCUGGCGCGGGCUCUGCGCGCCCACGGGGUGAAGGUGCGCCUGGCGCCCGCCGUGCAGGACCCGCACUUGUCGGCCUUCCUGCAGCAGCUGCGGGUGGACUGGCCCGCGGCCUCGGAGCCGGCCUCGGCCGAAGCCCUGCGGAGCCGCGCUCUGGCGGAGGUCACCGCGGCCGGGGAUCCAGGAGCUCUGCCCGCCGGCGACCUGGGGGGCGUGUGCCUGAAGGAGCUGGCGGGGGGGCGGGGGCGCGCAGCCGGCUGUGACCCCACCCUGGACCGCGGCCUGGUGACCGAGGACCUGCUCGCCCAGCUGGCGGACCUGCAAGCAGCCGCGCAGCCCGGGCCCGAGGACCCCUCCCCGGGCCUGGGCGAGGCGCCCGGUCCCGGUGGUAAUGGUGACAGCCCCCUCCCGCAGGCUCCCGCUCCCGGCGCCGUGGACAGCUGCGUGGCCGUGCACGUGCUGAGCGGCGAGGAGGAGGCCCAGCAGCAGCAGCUGGACCUGCUUUGGCGGGAGCUGGACGAGUGGGCGCCUCUGGCGCAGAAGCACCUGGUGUGCGGCCCGGUGAGAGCAGCUGGGGCGCCCGGCAGCCUGACCGCGCCGGAGUACUACGAGCUCCGGCUGGCACAGGUGCGUGCGGCCUCGGCUCUGAAGCACGGCAGGGACCUGGCCCAAGACCCAGCCUGGACAGAAACCUUCAGCAUUCUCUCUGCGGCCACCAUCAAGUUUGAGAUGCUCAGCAAAGCCCCGCAGGGUCAGCUGCUCCUGGACCUGGCCGACAGCAUGUCCACCAAGGGCCCCCGGAGCGGCACCUUCGUCCUGUAUAACUGUGCCCGCCUCGCCACGCUCUUUGCGGGUUACCAGCGCGGCCUGGAACAAGGUCUGUACCCGCCUUUCCCGCCUGCGAGCAGCCUGGACUUCUCUCUGCUCCGUGAGGAGGUGAGUGCCCUCCCGGCAGUGGCUCCCUGGGGCGGCCUGGACACCACCCCAGCAGCCUUCUUCCCACAGGGCGAGUGGCUGCUGCUCUUCAACAGCGUCCUCCCCUUCCCGGACCUGCUGAGCCGGACCGCAGCCCUGGCCGGGGCCCGCACAGACAUGGUGUGCAGGUUCCUGGUGCAGCUCAGCAUGGACUUCAGCUCUUACUAUAACCGGGUGCACGUCCUGGGGGAGCCUCAACCACACCUGUUUGGUCAGAUGCUGGCCCGGCUGCAGCUGCUGCGGGCUGUGCAGGAAGUGCUCCACGCGGGCCUGGCCACACUGGGCCUGCCCCCACUGAGCUGCCUCUGAGGCCGCACGCGUGCCGGUGCCUGCUGUUCAUGAUCGUCACCGCCUGGGACUCCGCCGGCUAGCGAUGUGGAGACUAAUAAACCUACCGAGCUCUGUUCUGUGCGAGGCAUGGGUGUUCUUGUCUGCCUAGGCGGCACUCGGCUCCCCUCCAGCGCCUGUUCCGAAGUUGGGAGCCCAAGGCUGCGUCCUCCCUCCCCCCGCAACGUCCCCUCCAGGCACCCGGCCCGGCACAGACAUCCCCUCCCUGCCUGGGAGCAGGCCCCGCGCCCAAGUGCCAGCCGCCCGGGCACCUCAGUCGUACCAGUUGUAAACCUCGAGUCCCUGGCCCCCCAGAGCGCAGCGGUGACCGAACUCGGGGCUCACGGGCCAGCACUCCAUGUCGGCCACGUCCGGCACGUGGUACACCGUGCUGUUGAUGAAGGUGGGUUCGCCAUGCCCCAGGCGCCAGAAGGUCAGCCGCUGAUCGAUGGAGGCGGAGACCAUGAGGCUGGGGCUCAGGAGGUGGAGGCCAGUCACGUGAGCGGCGUGUGCACAGGGGACCGAGUGCUCCUCCCGCACCUGCAGCCGGGGCGCCAGCUCGGCACCGCCCCCAGCCUCGCCCCGCUCUGGCAGCUCCACGGCGAGCACGAACACGUGGAGGGAGCCGUCCUCGCUGCCGCUCGCCACAAGGUGGCCCCCGCGCGUGGGCAGGGUGUGCAGGCUGUUGACACCACAGCUGUGGGCCUGGACGGUCAGGCAGGGGGGGCCCAGCUCUGCAGGAGGAAGAGGCGGUCAGAGCCCGCCUGCCACGCGGUGAAGGAAAGGGGGGUGGCCCAGCGGCACGCCAGCUACUCACGAUGGGGCAGCCCAGGGUCUGCGGGCGGCUCCAGGGCCGCGGAGCCGUGGUCCAGCACCGUGGUGAGGUCCCAGAAGGCCAGGCUGCCGUCAGUGGCCGCGCUGCACAGCAGCAGUCUCCUGGGAGGCGGGAAAGGCGGCUGGUCAGUCGGGGGGACAGAAAGCAACAAAGGCGCCCAGGACCCAGGCAGCCACCGCGCAGCCCUCACCGCCGCUGGCCGGGUGCCUGGUGCGUGAAGGAGUGGACCUUGAGGACACAGCGCUGGUGGUGGAAGGUUUCCGCCAGGAGCUGCAGCCGCCGCCCCCCGUCCUGCAAAUG